Molecule: messenger RNA, 1082 nt
Organism: Coniophora puteana RWD-64-598 SS2
Lineage: Eukaryota; Fungi; Basidiomycota; Agaricomycetes; Boletales; Coniophoraceae
Exons: 10
Coding region: 76-537 (153 amino acids)
Source: RefSeq, a predicted model, not a curated record
GCAUCCUAUGCUCAUUGAUUUGUACCGUGCGAAGAGAUCGCAAUUCGCCCCUUGAUUGUAAGCCUGAGAUAGACUAUGAACUUUACCUCUAUUCAGGCUGUUCAAGACGCACAAUUAUGUAGAUUUGCAAGAUACUCCAGAUUAGCACUCGCCAUUUGGGACCUCGUACUGAGCAUGGGAUGCGAGGUAGAUGCCAUCUGGAGACCCAAGUGUCACUUCUUGAGCUUCCUUUACCUGGUCUCCCGAUAUCCAGUCGUAGCGUAUUCUAUGUGGACGGCUCUGCACAGAGACGCUGACGCACAGCUGCCAUAUCAUAGACAUGUCUACUACUUCAUCUUCAUUGUCUCCGACCAACGUUGCAACGAUCAUUGCAUUCCUAUUGCAAUUGUAUAUAAGAAGAAAUCAGCUCAAGAUUCGUCCGGUCAGGUUGUCUCCGUUCAUGCCAUUUGCCUUGAUGGUGAUACUUCCGAACAUGUGCCGAAUUCCUGCUGUGAAUCGUUUCUUUAUGGAUUAUCCAAUGAGUUAGUAUUGGCAUGAGCAUGUGGAUUCUUCUGAUCAAGUGGCGGGCGCUAGUGACUAUCCUGGCUUUUAUAGCCUUAUGCGUGUUAAACGCGCUAGCUAUGGGUAAGGAAAUUGCUUCUUACUUUCCCCCGUGUCCGACUGCAUAAUCUGACGGGACCUGGGGGCAGCAAUGAUCAUUCCUCGCUUAGCGGCCAUCGUUCGCAGGAACGGAGGAAUCCGAGCGCUCAGCACAAGGAAGCUAUUCGGGCUUGUAAUGAUCAGUGUUACAUUGUUGCUGAACGUUAUCGCAGUCUUCCGUGUGGGAGUAAGGAUUCUUCCGGUUCCGCUACCGUCUAUUACUGUGUCAAUCAAGCUCCCGCACGACCUCUUCGAAGCUGGAGGCAUGGCUUCACCUGCAUACAACAUCUUCCUCAAUAGCUUCAUUCUCGUACUUCCCUCCAUUCUCGUCUCGCGCUGCCUACUCUAUAUGUUCGACAAGCAGGAAGAGGAUGUGCGUAUGCAUCCAGAAACCGAAAGCUUACCCGAGUCGAAGGAUCCGUUUGCGGCUAAUGGACAAUCCA